AUGACUGAUCGCAUAAGUCUAGCUGACGACAAGAACCUCACAGAUGAUAAAGCCCUCACUGAUGAUAAAAGCCUAAUUGAGGACAAGAGCCUCACUGCUUAUAUGAGCGUCAUUACUGAAAAGAACCUUACUGAAAAAAACAUUCUCACUGGUCGCAAGAGCUGUGCUGACGACAAAAACCUCACUGCUGACAACAAGCUAAAUGCUGAAAAGAGCCUUACCUCUGACAAGAGUCUCACUGAUGACCAGAACCCAAUUUAUAACAAGAGACUUCAUGACCACGUUGGCCUUUUCUGCGACAACAGCCUCACUGAUGACAAAAGCUUUACUACUGACAAGAGUCUCAUUGAUGAUAAAAGUAUCAUUGAGUAUGAGAACCUCACUGCUGAAAUGAGCCGUACUGCUUACAAUAGGCUCACUGAUAGCCUCACUUAUGACAAGAGACUCACUGAUGACACGAGCCUCAAUGAUGACAAGAGCCUCACUGAUGACAAGAGACUCGCUGAUGAUAAGAGCCUCACUGAUGACAAGAGCCUCACUGAUGCCAAGAGCCGCACUGAUGCCAAUAGCCGCACUGAUUCCAAUAGCCGCACUGGUGCCAAAAGAUGCACUGAUUCCAAUAGCAGCACUGAUGCCAAGAGACGCACUGAUGCCAAGAGCCGCACUGAUGCCAAGAGCCGCACUGAUGCCAAGAGCCGCACUGAUUCCAAUAGCAGCACUGAUGCCAAGAGCGGCACUGAUUCCAAUAGCAGCACUGAUGCCAAGAGUCGCACUGAUGCCAAGUGCGGCACUGAUGCCAAGAGCGGCACUGGUGCCAAGAGCGGCACUGGUGCCCAGAGCGGCACUGGUGCCAAGAGCGGCACUGAUUCCAAGAGCGGCACUGAUGCCAAGAGCGGCACUGAUGCAAGGAGCCGCACUGAUGCUAAGAGCCGCACUGAUGACAAGAGCGGCACUGAUGACAAGAGCGGCACUGAUUCAAAUAGCAGCACUGGUGCCAAGAGCCACACUGAUGCCAAUAGACACACUGAUGCCAAGAGACACACUGAUGCCAAGAGUCUCACUGAUGUCAAGAGCCACACUGACAACUAG
Messenger RNA from Dreissena polymorpha, 1089 nucleotides. RefSeq names its product clumping factor A-like. The record is from RefSeq and is a predicted model, not a curated record. Lineage: Eukaryota; Metazoa; Mollusca; Bivalvia; Myida; Dreissenidae. The coding region runs from base 1 to 1089 and encodes 362 amino acids. The transcript is spliced from 2 exons.